Cercospora beticola is the source of this 1114-nucleotide messenger RNA. It is a transcript of the gene RPB7, whose product is annotated as DNA-directed RNA polymerase II subunit RPB7. Lineage: Eukaryota; Fungi; Ascomycota; Dothideomycetes; Mycosphaerellales; Mycosphaerellaceae. Gene Ontology annotation, biological process: positive regulation of nuclear-transcribed mRNA poly(A) tail shortening; positive regulation of translational initiation; DNA-templated transcription. Gene Ontology annotation, cellular component: RNA polymerase II, core complex; P-body. Gene Ontology annotation, molecular function: single-stranded RNA binding; single-stranded DNA binding; translation initiation factor binding. The record is from RefSeq and is a predicted model, not a curated record.
CGUUGUCCGACACCGUCCACACAAAGGAGCCGUCCUCCCCUCCGAACCGAGUCCCUCCUUCUGCUACCUGCACCAUCUCAUCGCAGAGAUCUGGUCCUUCACCGAAACUCCUUGUGCGACUAAGCGCAAAAGCUUCCACUGGUGAAGUCUGCGGCAAGCUUCGAUCGAGGUCGCGUCCUAUCUUCGAAUCGGCUCGACAGUAUUCGAGGUCGCGCGCUCUGCAACCGCGGGUUGAUCAUUCGAACUUCCGAUUGCCCUCACCUGAACCGCCAACAUGUUCUUCGUUGCGCACCGAACACGCGACUGCACGCUCCAUCCGUCUUUCUUCGACAACACCGCAGACAGCAGGAUUCGCGAGAGGCUUUACGAAGACAUGGAGGGGAAGGUUGAGGGCACGGAAAUGAUCAUUCAAAUCAUCGAGAUCGAUGAGAUCAGUGAGCCAGUGCUGGUGCCGGGCACGGGAAUGGCGAAGUACACGCUCUCGUAUCGUGCGAUCGUAUGGCGACCUUUCAGAGGUGAAGUGGUGGACGGACAGGUGACGAGCGUGGUCAACAAUGGAUUCUUCGUGGACGUGGGCGCGUUGAGUGUGUUUGUGAGCAAAGCGAUGAUCCCACCUGCUCUCAAAUACUCAGUAGAGGGCUCGACGCCUUCUUUCACGGACAACUCAGACCAGACCAUCGAGCGAGGCGCACAAGUGCGGCUACGCAUCAAGGGUAUUCGCGGAGAGAUGGGCAGCAUGUAUGCCAUCGGUAGCAUCCGCGAGGAUUACCUUGGGGCUCUUUUGCAGUAAUUUGCAUUGCGCAUGGCAGUUUCUGACACAAAGAGACUUUGGGAGAUGAAGAACGAACUCGGACGCAUUCCUUCGCAGCAACAAUUCGGGAAUAGUCUGUUUUUCAGCGUGGCGUACUGGAUAUGAAAAACGCAUGGGAUGCGUGAGCGAAGACUGUCUGCAUAGAUCAUGAGAUACCCGACGAAUUUGGACGUUUGCAGCGGCGUAAAAUCAUUGACCAUGCACCUGGCACCGAGUUGGUCAACGGACAGUAGAAAACCUACGUCAGCAGUCAGAGGAAGACAUGCAAUGGACAUUUUGACGAUGUCAUGGCCCAUGAACGUG